AUACUUUAUGUCAUUUGUCAAGUUUGUCGUGCGUGGUUGUUUUGCAUUUUUUAUGCAAAACUUAAUAGUUUUUCAAUGGUUCCUACUCGAUAAAUUAAAUUUUAUAAAAAAAUCAAUAACAGUGAUACUUAUUCAGUGGCAAAAGUUAAAAAGUGUUUCGAUGAAGGCUUUUUAAAGUAGCGGGUGACAUAAUUGUCUCCAAAGUAUUGCGUAUCAUGUAACCUUAGUGGUUUAUUUUGUGGCCUGCUGUAUCUAUUUUCGACUCAAGAAACUUCCUGAACAUGGUGAAAUGAUCUGAGAUCAAGAUGAGUUGGUUACGGACGACGUCACUGUCAUUUGCUCGGCAGCUGUCCAGAACUUUGGACCCCCGGCAUGACUAUGAGCCAAAUGCAUGCUAUAACUCUUUCUGCAAGCAUUGGCAGCAGGCAUAUGACAUCAUACUCAAGUCACAGCCGCAACAUCUACAUGACGAUGUACUAGGAGUGGUGAACCAUUUGGAACAGCUGACGACGCUACUGGUGCUGGAGGCGAGGGCCCGACAGUUCACACCCAACACGCAUCCCGCAGCCUGCCUUGAGUAUCUGCUUAGUGAGAACUUGCUUGAUAAACUGUACGAAUGGGCUAUAUGUACUGGCAAGUAUGAAAACGCAGUGCGUUUAGAACAACUAAAAUUGUUUGGGAAUCUCGUCAGCCAUUAUGGUUCUCAGGUGAUAGCCGCGGAGCCCUUCCUUCGACCGCUUCUUAAACUUUUAAGCGGAUUUAGAAACGAUUUACCACCGAAAAAUCUUGAAAGUCAGUUGGUGUCAGUUCUCAAUCAACUAUGUGUUGUUUUGAUGCAGAAUAUGAAGUUUAUAGAUUUAUUUUUCCUCAUGACGCACACUCAGAAUGGAUCACAAGCAGAGUUCAUAAUCGGCCGACUUCUCCUAUCGACGGUGCACCGCGAGGGGUCGACAGGGUCGGCAUCAAGGGACGCCUUACUUCUCUGUGCGAAGAUGUCGGCGCGCUGUCCGCCCCUGGCGCACUGCAUGCUGGCGGGGAAUACAUGUCCAGUGCUUGCGACAGGUCUAAGCGGUCUGUACUCGCUGCUGCCGCGCGCGCUGCACGGCGCGGACCGCCUCACGCCCGACGACCUCGGCCACCUGCACAAACUGACACUCUUCAUUGACUCCCUCGACUUCUGCAACGCGGUCGCUGAAGUCGCUCAUCCCUCAAUAAAGAAGGAACUCCUGGACCUCCUUCAUCAGGGUUUCCUGGUGCCGGUGAUGGGCCCCGCGCUGCUACAGAGUCGAGCGGACUUGCAGAGCGGAGCGGGCGAGCGCGCGGCCGCGCUGGCCUACCUCGAGCUGGCGCUGCGCAGCGCCACGCCGGGCGGCCUGCUGCGCGCGGUGCUGCGCUUCAUAUUCCUCUACCAGUACGAUGGUGUCACUCUCAUCGAUGUGCUGCUCACGAGACUGGAGGGGAAUUCACAACUGUCUCUAAUAACUCUAUCAUUAAUAGAGACACUUAUAGAUUUAAACUGCGAGGAUGUGAUAUUAGAACUAAUAUACAAGUACCUACUAAACGGCAAUCAUCUUAUAGCCACGUAUAAACAUAGAAUUGCCGAUCCCACACUUUAUAUGGACGCGGCGGCAGCGUUUUUAAAUCUUACCCCCAAAUGCUGUAUGAGACCAUUAGAGAAGACCAGGGCUUGGGUCAACGAGCUUGCACUGACUGGUAAAAGAGUACUGGACUUCAGGAAAGAAGAUGAUGAAAGGAUUAAUGGAGUUCAUGGUGAUAUAGCAAUGAAUAGUCUAGUCCAAGAAGUUAAUUUUGAUUAUGGGAAUCCAAACGAAACACUAUACGGUAAUUUUCACGCAUACCUCUGCCACGCUCGCUUCGAAAUCGUAUCGCGAACUAUCGCGUGCACAAACUGGAGCUCAAAGUACGACACGAUAUCUUCACCUAAACGCGAAACCAACAAUAACUCCAAAGAUCUGAAAGAGAUAGACGGUAAUACCGCUGGGAAGGAGCAGGAUAGCCUUAUUUCUAUCUGCACUAGCGGAUACGAUACGUUAAAAACUAGCGGAACGCCAGACAAAGAGCCUCAUAGUCUGACGUCACUUCUAGAAGAAUCCGAAAGCCCGAAGAACGUGGAAACAAAUGGACAACAAAGUCCAUCUGAUCAAAAUACUGAAAGCAAAGACCGUGAUAGUCUAACGUCCAAUGGAGAAAGUAGUGGAUAUGAUAGCUUUAAGUUUAGAGUAGAAGAAGAUGGAGAAUCUUUUGCCGAGGACUCGUUUAGGAAGAGUUUCAGUAAAGAACGGAACGGAAGAGAAUAUGACUCUGAUGCUUCUAUCAGGUGCUGGCGGGCUAGUGCCGAAACCAUAAUCGGUCCAUUGUUAAGCAGUCUUCUGCGGAAGGCGGCCGCUCUCCUGGAGUCUGAGGUGGCGGUGAACUGCCGCGUCACCAGCGUGCUGUCCAAAUUGGUGUCGCUGCCCACCCCGUUAUUGUCAUCACUACUUGUUUGUCCCGGAUACAUGCUGCAUCCAAAUGUACCUUCUUUGUACCAGAUUCUGCACAAGCUGAAGGAGGAGGUGGAGGAGGUGACGCGGGGGCUGGAGAACCAGCAGGAGCUGGUGGACAAGGCGCGCGUGUACCUGGUGCAGCGCGAGAUGCUGCUCGUGCGGUCGCGGGCUCACACCAAUGACGACAAAACGGGUACAGUUGCAGCUCGCCAUGAGGAGUCUCCAUUCCGUCGUGUGGAGGCAAAGCGACGAAGUCUUUCUUCGAGCUUUUCUAACAUGUUUGGAAGACGACAAUCUUCUUCCCCAACGCAGAAUACAAGUGUACAGAACAAUCAACACAUACCCAUACAAAAGCGACUUAUAUUCACACAAGACGAUUACUGGAAUCAAUCUAUUACUUUACGGUCUAUAUUAAACGCGGUUAUACUGGAAGAGUGGACAAAAGAAUUGGCUUCUUUAUGCGAGGAACAUGCUCUUAGAUUAUGUUCAGAAUAUGAAGAUAAUUCAUACAAAAGAACUGUAGCUUUAUGACUGACAGCCAACGCCUUUUCAGGCAGAAACACACAGAUAACACAAUAUUCGUGUACUACAGUGUAGGAUUUUUUGUACUAUAGUGAGAUUAUUCCCAACCGUCACCCCGCUCUGUCCUCACGUGGGGACAU
This is a messenger RNA of Papilio polytes (common Mormon), 3166 nucleotides long. RefSeq names its product UPF0518 protein GJ17503-like. The record is from RefSeq and is a predicted model, not a curated record. Bases 306 to 3035 code for a protein of 909 amino acids. The transcript is spliced from 16 exons. Lineage: Eukaryota; Metazoa; Arthropoda; Insecta; Lepidoptera; Papilionidae.